Anolis carolinensis (green anole) is the source of this 3388-nucleotide messenger RNA. Its product is annotated as zinc finger protein with KRAB and SCAN domains 7. Bases 186 to 1907 code for a protein of 573 amino acids. The record is from RefSeq and is a predicted model, not a curated record. Lineage: Eukaryota; Metazoa; Chordata; Lepidosauria; Squamata; Anolidae. Gene Ontology annotation, biological process: regulation of DNA-templated transcription. The transcript is spliced from 6 exons.
GGGGCGUGGCUUAGGCCACCUGACCGGAAGCAGGAAGUGCCACCCUCAAAGGGGAGCCUUGGGUUAGUCCUCCUUGCCGUCCUCCUCCAGGCCUCGGAGGGAAGGGACAGGCGGCGGGGAUCCGGGAGGAAGACUCCGGAAGGGAAGGAGAGAAUCUGAUAACAGUGAAAUAUCUAGCUGAAAGGAUGGGAGGAAAAGACUCUUUUGAGCCCAACCUGGGAAAAGGCCCUUCCCUCAUUCAGGCCAAGCCUAGUGGAGCAUUGGAGGAAAAAGCCACACAGAUGAGCCUGUGGAAGGAAGUGCUCUCUUCAGAUUUACGGCGCCAGCAAUUCAGGGAUUUUGGCUACAGGGAGACGUUGGGACCUCGGGAGGUUUGCAGCCAGCUGCACCUUCUCUGCCGCCAAUGGCUUCAACCGGAAAGACACACCAAGGCUGAGAUGCUGGACGUGGUGGUGCUGGAGCAGUUCCUGGCCAUCCUUCCUCUGGAGAUGGAGCGCUGGGUGAGGGAGUGCGGGGCAGAGAGCAGCUCCCAGGCCGUGGCCCUGGCAGAAGGAUUUCUCCUCAGCCACGCAAAAGAAGGCAGGCAGAGCAAGGAGCAGCAGGACUUCUUUAAGGAAGAAGAGAAGACCAAGGCAACAAAGUGUUCAUCUGGGACCAGUUGGAUCAUGACAGACUGGGACAGCAUCUCCGCCUCAUUGAUGCUGUGCACUGACAGCCUCUCCACCUCACUGGGAGAAGGAACAAGGACACAACCAACAUUUCCAAGUCCAUCUCUUGAUCCUGGUUCUGCUUCAGUGGGGCUGGAUAAGUUGGCGGUUUCUGUCCAUGGACGCAGUAUCUUUCUUCAGGUGACUUUUGAGGAGGUGACUGUGGAUUUCACGGAGGAGGAGAGGGCUUUGCUGGACGCAGACCAAAAGGCCCUUCAGACGGAAGUCAUGGAAGAGAAUUUCAAACUUAUGUGCUCUCUGGGUGCUGAUGAGCAGUUGGAGGAGAAGGAAGAGGGGCCAAGCAGGAGCCUGUUCAAAAGAGACACAUGGAAAGAGAAUGGACCAAAAGGAAGACUACUUGAUACUGACGGGAAAGAGCAGAAGGAAACAUCAGCUUCUCAGGGUGAAGUGGUCCAUGAAAUCACAAUCCCAGAAAUACCUCAGACAGAAAUGGAAAUAAAUAUAUGUAUUUGUGGAAAGAGCUUCAAUGGUAGAGAAAACUUUGAAUCCCAUAUGAGAAUUCACACAGGAGAAAUGUCUGUGAAAACUGAGGAGUGUGGCGAGAUCAGCAAAGGCCACAUUUCUCAUCCGAUUAAUCAGAUGUGCCCCAGAUCUUUUAAAUGCUCAGAUUGUGGAAAGAGCUUCAUUGAAAAGAGGCAGCUCACUUGUCAUCAAGCAACUCACAGAGGAGAGAAACCAUUUCAGUGCUUGGAAUGUGGAAAGAGUUUCACUCAGAAGGUGCAUCUCACUUUGCAUCAAAGUACUCACUCUGUGGAGAAACCAUUUAAAUGCUUGGAGUGUGGAAAAAGCUUCAGUCGGAAGACAAUCCUGACUCUUCACGAAAUAGUUCACACAGGAGAAAAGCCAUUUCAGUGCCUGGAAUGUGGAGAAAGCUUCAAUCGGAAGACAAAUCUCACUUGUCAUCAAAGGAUUCACACAGGGGAGAAACCAUUCCAGUGCCUGGAGUGUGGAAGAAGCUUCAGUUGGAUGACAAAUCUCAUUCGGCAUCGAAGUGUUCACACAGGGCAAAAAACAUUUCAGUGUUUGGAGUGUGGAAGGAACUUCAGCCAGAAGAGAUACCUCACUUGUCAUGAAAGAAUUCACACAGGGGAGAAACCCUUUACAUGCUUAGAGUGUGGGAAGAGCUUUGGUCAAAAGGCACACCUGAUUUACCAUCAAGCAACUCAUGCAAAACAUUAGAGCAGAUGGCAGAAAACAUGACUUUUAUGCGAUAAGGCACAGUAUAGAGAACACCUUUGCUCCUUUAAGGUGGCAAUAUGUGCAGCGUAGAACACUGCAUUUGCAGAUUCACGUCCAGCUGAACUGUUCAGAGUGGUGAGAGGCUUAAUCCAGGUGUCCUCCCUUCUGAACCCAUUGUUAACCUUCAGUAGCUUACUGUGAUGCUUUUAUCAACCAUUUUGCAAAUAAAAUCUCUUGCUGACUUAGACACUGUCAUUGAAACAGAGACCAUCAAUGAGGUGUCCGGCAACUCUGAGUGGGAUUACACUGGAUCAGUUUCAAUUGGCUGAGUACUGUUGAUGUGACAAGCUGCCUUCUUGAUCCCUGUCCAUUUUGGCUGGUCAACUUAGGAGGAAAUGCAAUUCGAUCUUAAAUACAACAAAUUUAUUAAUCCAUCUCUCAGGGAGGGGAACUUUCCACUCUGUUUACAAGAAGUAGUAGUUAGACUGCUGCUGAAAAAUCCCUCCCUGGAUCCCCUGGACCUUAAUAAUUGCAAACCAGUGUGUAACCUUCCUUUUUUGAGCAAUGCGAUUGAGAAGGCAGUUGCCCUCCAACUUCAGGCAGUCCUGGAUGGCACACACGUCCUUGACCCAUUUCAAAGUGGCUUUAGAGCUGGAUAUGGACUUGAUAUUGCUAUGGUUGCUUUGGUGGAUGAUCUCUGUCUCAACACCAACGGGAAGUGUGUCCCUGUUGGUGCUUCUAGAUCUCUCAGGGAGUGUUUCUGGAUCUGUCCCUCCAAAUGUCAGCCCAGGUAGAUGUGACGGUCAAAGUGCUUACUACCUGAUAACGCCAGCUGCGCCCCUCCAUAGAUUUGGAGGACUUAAACAUGGCACUGCAUGUGUUGGUAAACUCAAAGUUGGGCUUCUGUAAUGCACUUUACAUUGUGCUACCUUUGUACCAAGUUCGGAACUCCAGCUGUUUCAAAAUACGGCACCCAGAUUGGUUACAGGAACAUCCAGGAGUGAACAUAUCACACCUAUCCUAAAGUCACUCCAUUGACUGCCAGUCAGUUUCCGGGUAAAGUAUAUGGUGUUGAUAUUGACCUUUAAAGCCCUACAUGGUUUGGGGUCAGGUUACCUACAGGAUUGCAUUCUCCCAUAAAAUCCGCCCUGAACACCGAGUCCCAACUAGCCAGAACCUGACUGGCCACCCAGAGGACCUUUUUAUUGGCCACCCUUAGACUGUGGAAUGACCUGCCAGAAAAGCUCCCACAGUGAGAUCAGCUACUGGAAUUUAAAACGAACUGAAGACCUAUCUCUUCCGGCAGGCCUACCCUGUUUUAAACGUGAAUUUUAAACUCGUGUCUUGUGUUUAAUCUCUGUUUUGUGUAUUUUAAUAUGUAUAUUUAUAGAAUUUUUACAAUGAUUAUGUAUUUUUAUUAUGCUGUAACCUGCCUCGAGCAACGAGGAGAGGCGGGUAAGAAAUAAAAUUAUUAUUAUUAA